CCAGGUGUGCCUCCUGUCGCCCCGGGGAGCCCAGCGGGUGGGAACACCAGGAGCUGAGAGGCCGGAUGCGGUCCUUCCACCACCUGUCCCCCGAGCGGCGAGGGCAGGGGACCCGACGCGACGGCCCCGGGUCCGAGGGGCGAGUGAGGGACCGGAGGCUCUGGAAGUCGCUCGGACCCGGGGUUCCUCUCCGUCGCGGGCUGUCCCCGUGACCACCUCGGAAGUCUCGGGAUGCUGGCGUAGGGUGCGGGUCUCCGGGCUCCAGCACCUGCCCUUUGUCUCUGCCUCCUCUGAUCCUGCCCAUCCCCUGGGAAGGACACCACAGGAAAGAAGAAGAAGGCAAUGGCUACUGGGCCUCUACAUUGGGAGGUCAGAUUUUUGACACCUGCCUACCGUGUGCUAAGCAGUGUUCUGGGUGCUGGGAAGGUAGCAGUGAACGAAGCAGGCAAAGCCCCUUCCUUCUCUUCUCUUCUAGAAAGAGGAGGCAGCAAUGAAGAAGAAAUACUACAGAGGACGUUGUUAUGUGCUGUGUUAGCCACACAGCAGGAUGGCCUGGCUGAGUGAGACGGGGGGUCUGUUUUAGCUAGGCAGAGCCAGGGCGUCAACUUUCCAAACCAAAUGUGAUUUCUCAGCUGGAUUGAGAACUGAGCCUGAUGACAAAAGAACAUCUAGGGUGCAUCUCCCCAGACUGUGAGACAAGACUUGAAACCAAAGAGUCAACUACAAAGCCUAAUUAAUGAAGAUUUAUCUUAUGGGGUAAUAAUGGAAAGGGAAGGUCUCUGCCAUUCUUCUUUAGGGGACUCCUGGGAACCUGAUAAUUGGUUAGAGGGGCAACAGAAAAACCAGGUGGGACAUCUGGGCCAAGUGCACAUUACCCAUAAGGAAACCCUCAAUGAGAGAAGGACAUGUGGAGGUAAUGAACUUGAAAGAUGUUCCAGUCAGGGUUCAAUCAUUGAUACACAACAAAUUAUUCCUGUGGGGAAAAGUCCUCACAAUUGGAAUUCACAUGGAAAAGACACUAAACAAAAUGCUGAAUUAAUUAAAACUCAAAGAAUGUUUGCAGGAAAGAAAAUCUAUGGAUGUAAUGAGUGUGGGAAAACCUUCAGCCAGAGUUCAUCUCUUCUUAAGCACCAGAGGAUUCAUACAGGGGAGAAACCCUAUAAGUGUAAUGUAUGUGGGAAGCACUUCAUUGAACGCUCCUCGCUUACUGUACAUCAAAGAAUUCAUACUGGAGAGAAACCUUACAAAUGUAAUGAAUGUGGGAAAACCUUCAGUCAGAGCAUGAACCUUACUGUUCAUCAAAGGACUCAUACUGGAGAGAAACCAUAUCAAUGUAAAGAAUGUGGAAAAGCUUUCCGCAAGAAUUCAUCCCUCAUUCAACAUGAAAGGAUUCAUACUGGAGAGAAACCCUACAAAUGUAAUGAAUGUGGAAAAGCUUUUACCCAAAGUAUGAAUCUCACAGUGCAUCAAAGAACUCAUACAGGAGAAAAACCCUAUGAAUGUAAUGAAUGUGGAAAAGCCUUCAGUCAAAGUAUGCAUCUUACUGUACAUCAGAGAAGUCAUACUGGAGAAAAACCCUAUGAGUGUAGUGAAUGUGGAAAAGCCUUUAGUAAGAGCUCAGCUCUUACCCUGCAUCAGCGCAAUCAUACUGGAGAAAAACCCUACAAAUGUAACAAAUGUGGGAAAUCCUUUAGCCAGAGUACAUACCUUAUAGAGCAUCAGAGACUUCAUUCUGGAGUAAAACCUUUUGAAUGUAAUCAGUGUGGGAAGGCUUUCAGUAAGAAUUCAUCUCUUACUCAACAUCGGAGAAUUCAUACUGGAGAGAAACCUUAUGAGUGUAUGGAAUGUGGAAAACAUUUCACUGGGCGCUCAUCCCUUACUGUACAUCAGGUUAUUCACACUGGAGAGAAGCCUUAUGAAUGCAAUGAAUGUGGAAAGGCCUUCAGCCAGAGCGCAUACCUUAUUGAGCAUCAAAGAAUUCAUACUGGUGAGAAGCCCUAUGAAUGCGAUCAGUGUGGAAGAGCCUUCAUUAAGAAUUCAUCCCUUAUAGUGCAUCAGAGAACUCAUACAGGAGAGAAACCCUAUCAGUGUAAUGAAUGUGGAAAAGCCUUCAGUCGGAGUACAAAUCUUACACGGCAUCAGAGAACUCACACGUGAGGAAAGCUUUCAUAGGACCCUUCCCCAUGAUUAACUCUUCAGUGAUAAUCAGAUAAGUCAUGUAAAUAGAAACCUAAUAAAUGUAACGAUUAUAGUAAUCUUUUAGUUGAAGUAUAAUAUACCAUAUCAGAAAAUUCAGACCACUGCAGAGAAACCAUAUAAAAGUGGAGAAAUCUUGAUUCAGAAAGUAAAACUUACUUUAUAUGAGAAGGUUUAAGUAGCUAAUGUUCUAAGCAAUGAGGAUUCAUGUUGAAGAUAAGUUCUAUUGUAUUAUACUGCAGAUUCUCCUUUGGACAUCAGAGACGUCACACUGGAGAGAAAAUGUGAGAGUGCUUAACUGAGAAGCCCAAAGAUCUGGUAUGUAGUCCUGAUCUGUCGCUAACUUGGACAAGUCACCUACUUUCACCAGUUCCCACUGUCCUUAUUUGGUAAAUGAGGGAUUUUAGAUUUAGAAGGCUCCAAGAUCCCUAUAAGCUCUAAAAUGCUACAAACAUAUAAAUGCAAUGAAUGCUGGGAAAUCCUUGAUUUUUUCACCAUGUUGUAUACAUUAUCUAGAUGCUCCUGUUCCACAAUCUGUUUUCCCUGAAUGUUUCAAGUCAAAAUUCUCUACCUCUACCAACUUCUAUUAUCACUCUGUAUCCCUCCCCACUACCCCAACCCCCCCACCCCCCCACCCCCAGUUAUUUUCUCCUCUGAAAUAUUGGCUGGUUGUUACCAGGUGACAGAAUUGUACAAAUCUUAAUGCUAUAAUAGCAUGCUGUUUUAAGCUCUCAAUUAACAGUCAUUAAACUAUUGUUAAAGAAGCUAAUUAUUUAGAAAACAAUAUAAUAAAUAUAGUCUUUGAGUACAUAGGAUUCAAAUACAUCUUUGUAUCAUACUCUAUCAAAAUGGAAAGAAGAGGUUAAACACUAAUAGAUGUGAAAAUUUGACAUAUUAACAAAAUCUUUGUAACUCACAACAUAUUCAAAACAGUCAUAGGGAGAGAUUUUAUAGAUCUAUAGUUAUGAGAGCAGUUAAGGCAAUUUCAUUUAUUUUAUACACAUUUAAUAAGUGCCAAAUAGGUGAUAAAUAUGAUUAGGAAAUCAAACUGAAUAAGCCAGUCUUUGUUUUCCAAGGGCUAAACUAAGAAACUGGCAGUGGGAUGGGAGAGGAAAGGAAGAAUUCAAGCAAUGAUAAUGUAAUCAAUUAAAUGUGAGCACUGUAAUUUAUUUGGGUGGAUGGGUGCCAUAAUUAAGAACACAAAAAGUUGACUGACUUUAUGGGGUAAUGAUGAGUUUGGUCUGGGGGCAUUUUACAAGUCUGUGGGUAUCCAAGUGAAGAUUCCUGAUAGGCAGUAGAAUAAGUAGAAGGGCGGUGAUAAAGGGUAUUUUGGGAGUACUGUUUUUGAAUGCAGUAAGUGGAAGGUGUCAAAUCAGUAGAAGCUGAGGGGAAACAACAGGCAAAAGAAAAAUGAAAAACAGAAAAACGUCAGGAGAAGGUGGUGGCAUAGAAGUGAAAGAAUUUUAGCACAAGGAUAGGAAUAUUUAAUAUUUUCAAAUGCCACAGAGGAUUAAAGUAAGGUAAAAAUAGAAAAUGGCCUUUGGUUUUGGUUAUUGAUAAUCUCUGUAAAUUUCAGUGGGUUGAAGAGUGAGUUAAAGGUUGAAAAGGACUUAGUAGCUUGACUGAGGAAGGAGAGAUUUAGGAAGGUAACUAGAGGGAGAUUGUGGUUGAGAGAGGGUGUAUAUAUCAGAAGAGCUUUUGGCUACAAAUGAUAGAAAGCCAGAUAACAAUGGCUUACAAGCAAACGGAUUUAUUUUUCUCCCAUAAUAAAUCUGGAGGUGAUUGGCAUUGGUUCAAAGACAAAAUAAUUGAAUGCCUUGAGUUUCAUGACUUUUUCAUCAUGUCACAUGAUGGCUCCCGUAGCUUCAGGUAAAAUAUCUGCAUUCAGAGCGGGAAGAAAGGGGUUAGGUAGCACCAGCAACAUCUGUGCCUUUUAUCAGAAAAGGUUUUCCCAGAAGCCCCUCAGCAGACUUCUGCUUACAUCUCAUUGACCACAGCUGUGUUGCAGGGUGGCUAGGAGCAAAGGAGGCUGAAAAAAAUAAUUAUAUAGCUCUUCCAGCUUGUAUAGUGGAGGUAGGCAAGGAAAAUGGGGAUUGAGAAAGGUGUUGAUGUAGCCAACAAAUAAUUUGCCAAGAGUGUUUGUAUGAUUUAAGAUAGAAGAAUUGAACAUGUCUUCACUGCACGGGAGAGUCUGAAGGUGCAGAAAGGAGGGAAUGUGCAGCUCAAACUAGGAAAAUAAGAUUUGGGGCACAGGUAGAGGCUGCAGGGAUCUUUUUCAACAGGAGGAAGGAAAUCAUCCACUGGGAGAAACGAUGGGUACAGAAGAUACUUGCGGGUGGCAAUGGAGGAGGUUCCCUAUGGACUCUGAGAGUUUGGAACUUGAGCAGUUUGGUCUCUUUGGACUACAGGACCUCUAUGGCAUUAGAAGAGGCAAGAACUAAGGGGGAAUGAAACGCUGAAUUAAUUGUAACCUCAGAAACUUAGAUUUUCAAUAAUGUCUCUCCCUUGCAUCCAGCUUCUUCCUUUCCUUUCAUAUAUUUGUUUUUCUUGUUCCCCACCUGAGCUCGAGAGACAGAAAUGGAGGGGAAAAAGGAGGCAGAGAGAUGGGUAGAAAAUAAAUGAAAAAUGAUAAAGACGUUAGCAAAAUUAAAGGCUCAAAAGGAAGGCAGAGGACAAGGGAGAGAGGAAGAAUAGAAUGCAUCGAAGCCUAAGAGGGAUGCGAUAACCCAAAACUGGUAAAAUAUUAACCCUCUGAGGGAGCAGCAGGAGAAAUGGGUUGGGUAAAUGAAGCUUUCACUACUUUUUCAGGAGUUUUGGAAGCUUCAGACCCUUGUAAUGUCAGUGCUCAGCCAUCCUGGGCGACAAGUAAGGAGGAAACUUCUGCACCUUUCCUCUAUCACCAGGGGCAAGACUCCUGGUCCCACUUACUAGACAUGAGACCUUGGGCAAGUCACUUAAUAUAUAUCAUCUCGAUUUUCUUAUUUGUUAAUAGUGCAAACCUCAUAGCUUUGGAUUACAUUCAAUACUAACGUAAAGUGCUUAUAAAAGUGUGUAAUGCAUAGUUAGUGCUCAAUAAAUAUUUUAUUAUCAUCCUUCUAUAUCUGAAAACAACAAUAUCCAAUCUCCUUAGCAUGGCAUCCAGAACCCUUAAUUAUCUUAGGCUUGCAAAGCAAGUGCCUUAUAGGAAGGUGAUAUGUUAUAAUUGUAGGAGGCUCUCUCCUACCCCACCCCCCACUACUGUGAUAGCUUCCUAACUGGUUCCCCUGUAUUCCCUCUGGCCCCACCAUAGACCAGUGAUUCUGUCAAAAUGUGUUCAGCCAUGCCACUCUUUUGCUCAGACCCCCUCUGAUGGUUUCCUAUCACACACAGAAUAAAUCCAACCUUUUUACGAUGGCCUUCAAGCCCUCUAGUUACCCUUCCAACCGCCUCUCCCACUCUCCCUUGUUCACUAUGUCCUUUCCCGUCAUACUGGCCUUGCUAAACCACAGGCUCACCAAGCACAUUUCUAUCUCUGGUCAGCAUUUCUGUUCUCCCAGAUAUUCACAUGGUUUCCCUCCUCACUGCAUUCAAAUCUCUGCUCACAUAUUAACCUCCUCAAAGAGAACUUCUCAAAACGCUACUUAAAAUAAUCCCCAAUUGAUUUCCUCAGCAACACGAACUCUGUAAUCCUUAUGAAAAUCACGAAUGGUCAUAUAUUGAAUCAUCUGGACACCACAGGCAACAGUGGCAAAUAAGUGCAUGCAGAGUUUCGGAAAUGUGUUACUGUUUUGUAGAUAUCAUGUAUGUUAUGUUCAUUAUACAGUUCCCAGAAUAUUAGAGUUGUUC
Molecule: messenger RNA, 6021 nt
Organism: Hippopotamus amphibius kiboko
Lineage: Eukaryota; Metazoa; Chordata; Mammalia; Artiodactyla; Hippopotamidae
Product: zinc finger protein ZFP2
Exons: 5
Coding region: 763-2157 (464 amino acids)
Biological process (GO): regulation of transcription by RNA polymerase II
Molecular function (GO): DNA-binding transcription factor activity; RNA polymerase II cis-regulatory region sequence-specific DNA binding
Source: RefSeq, a predicted model, not a curated record